GCCGUGCAUGCAGGCGUGGGCUAUAGUUCCUGAAGCUUCGGGCUGUCGCUGCAUUUUCUGAUAUCGCUGCCUCUGACCACUGAAAGGGAUCUUGAGAAGUGAUGUGCAUCUCCAGGCUGCCAGCUGUCCUCCUCUUCCUCUCCCUGGCACUAAGCCACUUGAGAGCUACGCCUGUCGGAAGUAGUGCCAACCCUCAGAUGGACAAACGGAAGUGCAACACAGCCACGUGUGCUACACAACGCCUGGCAAACUUUCUGGUUCGUUCCAGCAACAACCUUGGUCCAGUCCUCCCACCAACCAACGUGGGAUCAAAUACGUAUGGCAAGAGGAAUGCGGCAGAGGAUCCAAACAGGGAGUCCUUGGAUUUCUUACUCCUUUAAAGUUAACAUGCUUCUAUAUCUCUUAUUAUUUUAUGUGUAAUUGCUCUGGUGAUUUUCUGAAUAAUGUAGCAAUGCCCUUGCCAUUCCCCACACUGGGAAUGCACCAUGUGCCUGUGCUUGCUGACUGCGAGUGUAAAUUCUCCUGCUAAGAAUUGCUUUAAACUGAGUGUUGAUCAAGGUCAGAGUGAACACAAUGUCUCUAAUCACAACUUGUUUGUGCUCUAUGUUUAUAUUUUAGAAACACUUAGAAUUUCUGUUGUAACUCUAUGACUCAAGUUCAACAAUAAAGAAGACCAUGGGAUCAUAAAACUUGACAAGUCAUUAACAGCUAAUAUUAAAUUUCUGAUUCUAGACAUUGGAAAAAGAAGCAUUCUACAUGCCUGCUCAGAUGGUAUUUCAAAAUGAAUCAGCAAAAUCUUCUUAUUUAAUUAAAAUAUUUUAAUUCUA
Apodemus sylvaticus (European woodmouse) is the source of this 827-nucleotide messenger RNA. It is a transcript of the gene Iapp, whose product is annotated as islet amyloid polypeptide. The record is from RefSeq and is a predicted model, not a curated record. The coding region runs from base 102 to 380 and encodes 92 amino acids. NCBI's taxonomy places the organism in Eukaryota, Metazoa, Chordata, Mammalia, Rodentia, Muridae. The transcript has 3 exons. Gene Ontology annotation, cellular component: extracellular region. Gene Ontology annotation, molecular function: hormone activity.